AUGCAGCGCAAGCCGGUUUCUAACUUCCUGUCGUGGGCGUCGAAUGUGCUGGAGGCGGUCGACCAAUCAGCGGCGAGCUUGAGCGACUCCACAAACCCUCAUCGCAGGAAGCACCGGCGCGAGUGGGGCGCGGCGAGGGACGGGCAGGCGUCGGACUCGGCGUGGGUGGACGCGAGCGACGGCGAUACCAGCAGCGCCGGGUACGCCAGCGCCGGGUACGCCAGCGACCAGCUGCCGCCGCUGGGGGCGCGCCGCACCUGGGAAGGCCCGGAGGGGCCACGUGCAGUGGCGGGCGGAGGAGGGCUGGAGUCGGGGGGUGAACGCGGGGAGGGGCGGGUGGGGGGUAGAGAGGUGCUGGGCGGGGUGGUGGAGGGGGAGGGGGAGGGGGGCGGUUGGGGCGCGCAUGGCAGUGGUGGGGGUGUGGGGGAGAGUGGUGGGAGCGCGAGUGGUCGGGGGCUUGCGAGCAACAGCAGCCUGGGCGGUGAGGGGCGUGGAGGUGCGGGCCAGUGGGACGCAGAGGAGGGCAGUGCGCGUGCAGGCGUGCGGCAUGUGACGGGCAGCGGUGGUGGCUUUAGCCGUGCAAGGGAGAGUGCUGCUGCUGCAGGCGGCAAGUGGAGUGGCGCGGGAAGCGCAUUGAGCGGCACGGGCGAGUGGCAUGCGCAUGAGUUCGAGGCGUGGGGUGGCGAGUGGGAGAUGCAGGGAAGGGAGGACGGAGGGGAGGGCGCUGGUGAGGAGGAGAGGGGGGAUCGUGAGGAGAUGCAGGCGCAGGGUACAGGAGAAGAAUCACAAGGCAAGGAAAGUCCAAUUGGAGAAACGGGAGAACCUGCAGAUGGUAGGGAUGAGGGGGAUGGUGCAGCAGUGGCAGAAGGGAGAGGUGAUGUUGGGGGAAGCAGCAGGAGCACAAGUGGCAGCAGCGGAGCUGCCAGUGUGGUCACGCUCCCAAGCAGCGCGAGCGGCAGCGUUGGCAAAGCCGCUGUGAGUACGAGCAUGAUCAGCAGCACAGCAGCAGAGGAGCCUGGCAAUGCAGAGAGUGACAGCGCGGCUGCACUGCAGUCCACGAGUCUCGGCAGCAUGGCAGGCAGCAAAAACAUGGCGGGCAGCAGCAGCAGGCGGGGGGUGUUGGGGGCGCAGGUGCCACGGGUGCUGGCGGUGGCGCGCAGCCCAUCAGUGGAGAUGGACGCCAUGCGCUCGUGGCGCAGGCGCAUGGAGGCACACGUGUGGACCAGCCCCGCCAUGCGCGCCGAGUUUGAGCACGCCAGCCGCGAGUGCAGCCACAUGGAGGCGCGGGUGAGUGCAGGCAGAUGGAGGCGCGGGCCUCCUCCUGCCUCUCCUGCCUCUCCCCGUUCCCCUCCUUCACUCCCCCCAGGUGUCAGUGGUGGUGGGCGAGAUAGAGCGGCUGCAGCAGGCAGCACAGCUCAUGGCUGA
Messenger RNA from Closterium sp. Yama58-4, 1425 nucleotides. The record is from the annotation of a GenBank genome assembly. Lineage: Eukaryota; Viridiplantae; Streptophyta; Zygnematophyceae; Desmidiales; Closteriaceae.